Molecule: messenger RNA, 907 nt
Organism: Meriones unguiculatus (Mongolian gerbil)
Lineage: Eukaryota; Metazoa; Chordata; Mammalia; Rodentia; Muridae
Gene: Ddit4l
Product: DNA damage inducible transcript 4 like
Exons: 3
Coding region: 263-844 (193 amino acids)
Biological process (GO): negative regulation of signal transduction
Cellular component (GO): cytoplasm
Source: RefSeq, a predicted model, not a curated record
AGGUGGGCGUGCCGGCCAGGCGGGGAGGCUGGACCUAUAAAGCGCUCUCUGUUCCGGAGGAGGAGCGGCUGGUGCAGCCUGUGCUGGUGGGCGCGGUGCCCCGCAGCCUUCGGCUCGCUGCGAGACUGCGCAGGGGCCCACUGUCCAAGAAUCCGGCUACUGCGGGGCGCCUGCCUCGGUUUACCGCUUGGCGUCUGGUGAAAUCCCGGCAGCGCCUAGGCAAAGAUCGUUCUGCUCCGCGAGGGAAACAGAGCCGUUGACUAUGGUUGCAACCGGCAGUUUGAGCAGUAAGAACCCGGCCAGCAUUUCAGAGUUGCUGGACAGUGGCUAUCACCCUGAGAGUCUGCUAAGUGAUUUCGACUACUGGGAUUAUGUUGUCCCUGAGCCCAACCUCAACGAGGUGGUAUUUGAAGAAACUACAUGCCAGAAUUUGGUUAAAAUGUUGGAGAACUGUCUGUCCAAGUCAAAGCAAACCAAGCUCGGUUGCUCCAAGGUCUUGGUCCCCGAGAAACUGACCCAGAGAAUUGCUCGAGAUGUCCUGCGGCUCUCCUCCACGGAGCCCUGCGGCCUCCGAGGCUGUGUUAUGCACGUGAACUUGGAAAUUGAAAAUGUAUGUAAAAAGUUGGAUAGGAUUGUGUGUGAUGCUAGCGUGGUGCCAACUUUUGAGCUGACGCUUGUGUUUAAGCAGGAGAACUGCUCAUGGACGAGCCUCAGGGACUUUUUCUUUAGCAGAGGUCGCUUCUCGUCGGGCCUUAGGCGAACUCUGAUCCUCAGCUCAGGAUUUCGACUUGUUAAGAAAAAACUGUACUCUCUGAUUGGAACGACAGUCAUUGAAGAGUGCUAAGGAGGGAAAAACAAUGAAAGUUCUCUAAUGAGUGGAUAAUAAACCUCUGAAGCUGCUCAAUCA